Molecule: messenger RNA, 1725 nt
Organism: Hansenula ciferrii
Lineage: Eukaryota; Fungi; Ascomycota; Saccharomycetes; Phaffomycetales; Wickerhamomycetaceae
Gene: CQD2
Product: Cqd2p
Exons: 1
Coding region: 1-1725 (574 amino acids)
Biological process (GO): mitochondrion organization; lipid homeostasis
Cellular component (GO): mitochondrial inner membrane
Source: RefSeq, a predicted model, not a curated record
AUGAGCAUAUUCAUAACUAGGAGUUCACCUAGGAUAAUAAGAUCUAGUAUAAGAUCACCAAUUUUAAAUUCCACUAAAAGAUCUUUAACUCAAAAAAUACCCAAAAAUUCAUCAUCAUCGGAUUCAUGGGCUUUUAGACAUAAUGUUAAGAAAUAUAUCACUUUAGGUAUAUUAGGUGCAGGAACUUUAGGAUUUUUCACAAAUGAUACAUUCCAUGAUGGAGUGAAACAUACUUAUUUAACAGCUGGUAGAGUUUCAGUGGUUACUUGGGCUACUUUACAAUGUUUUUAUCAUUAUAAUAAAGUUCUUAAUACAUCAUCAGAUGAUAAAAUUAAAUAUUAUGAUGAAUUAUCAAAAUGUCAUUUAAAAUGUGCUAAAAUUACAUUGAAGGCACUUGAAAGAAAUGGUGGGAUUUAUAUUAAAUUAGGUCAACAUAUUAGUGCUAUGACUUAUUUAUUACCAAAAGAAUGGACUGAUACUAUGAUUCCAUUACAAGAUAAAUGUCCUGAAUCAACUUUUGAAGAAAUUAAUGAAUUAUUUGAAAAAGAUUUGAAUAAAUCAAUUGAUGAAAUUUUUUCAGAUUUUGAUAAAACUCCAAUUGGUGUUGCUUCUUUAGCUCAAGUUCAUAUUGGUACUUUGAAAGCUACAGGUGAAAAAGUUGCAGUUAAAUGUCAACAUCCUUCAUUAAAACAAUUUGUUCCAUUAGAUAUCUAUUUAACUCAAAGUGUUUUCAAAGCUUUGGAUAAAGUUUUCCCUGAUUAUCCAUUGGUUUGGUUAGGUGAAGAAUUACAAUCUUCUAUUUAUGUUGAAUUAAAUUUUAAUAAAGAAGCUGAAAAUGCAAUUAAAUCAUCUGAAUAUUUUGAAAAUUUCCAAAGUGAAACUGCAUUAAGAAUCCCUAAAAUUAUUUCUUCAACAAAUAGAAUUUUAAUUAUGGAAUUUAUUGGUGGUUCAAGAUUAGAUGAUAUAAAAUUUAUGGAAAAAAAUAAUAUUUCACGUUCUGAAGUUUCAUCAUGUUUAUCUCAUAUUUUCAAUAACAUGAUUUUUACACCAGGUGUUGGUGUUCAUUGUGAUCCUCAUGGAGGGAAUUUAGCAAUUAGACCAAAACCACAAAAUGAUUCUAAUCCUGAUAAUACUCAUAAUUUUGAAAUUAUUCUUUAUGAUCAUGGACUUUAUAGAGAUGUUUCAACUCAAAUGAGAAGAGAUUAUGCACAUUUUUGGUUAGCUUUAUUAGAUAAAGAUCAUGAAAAAAUGAAGAAAUAUGCUGCAAAAUUUGCUGGUAUUAAUGAAGAACAAUUCCCAUUAUUUGCUGCUGCAAUAACUGGUAGAGAUAUUAAUACUGCUUUGAAUUAUGAUAUAACUAAAAUUAGAUCUCCUCAAGAAAUUGAUAAUAUGAAGAGUGCACUUUCUGGUGGUGAAAUGUUAACUGAAUUAAUGAAAAUUUUAUCAAAAAUUCCAAGAGUUGUUUUAUUAAUUUUGAAAACAAAUGAUUUAACAAGACAUCUUGAUGAAACUUUACAAAAUCCUUUAGGACCUGAAAGAACUUUUUUAAUUUUAUCUCAAUAUUGUGCUAAAACAACUUAUAAUGAAGAACGUGAAUUGGCUAAAAGAAAUGGUUUUUUCAAGAAAUGGAUUUCUUAUUUUAAAGCUUGGUUUAAAUAUCAAGAAAGAUGGAGUCAAUUAUUUGCAUAUGAUUGUAUAAUGUUGUUCAAAAAUUGGAUAAAAUAA